Molecule: messenger RNA, 6602 nt
Organism: Xiphophorus maculatus (southern platyfish)
Lineage: Eukaryota; Metazoa; Chordata; Actinopteri; Cyprinodontiformes; Poeciliidae
Gene: knl1
Product: kinetochore scaffold 1
Exons: 32
Coding region: 154-6486 (2110 amino acids)
Biological process (GO): protein localization to kinetochore; cell division; attachment of spindle microtubules to kinetochore
Cellular component (GO): nucleus
Source: RefSeq, a predicted model, not a curated record
AUUCAAAACUUUAGACGUUAGCUUUAGGUUGGAGAAUCGCGCACUAUCUAAAAAACAAAUGUCUUAUAAAACCUUUUUUUCGAUAGUUAGUAAGUAUUAACAUAGAUGUAUUUGGUGUAGAACCAAGAAGCUGAUUUACAGUGAAUAAGAUAAAUGAAGAUGGAACCUGUGGAUCCAGGACAGAACGUUGAAGGCACUGGAUGUUCCAAGCGACGCAUUUCUUCUAUUUUAAAGGCAACACAGAAUUCUGUGCAGGACCCACAGCAACAAGAAAAUGAGGUGGAAACUGCCAAACUGGUUGAAAAGAGAAAGUCGAAGAGAGUGAGUUUUGCUCACGACUUUCUGCCUUUGGCCAAGGAUGCUAAGAACGCUUCGCCUGCACGUAACCCUCUUCAAGAGCUAAUGGGAGCAGCUACUGCAACAACACAAAACAGGGUUCAGAUGGUGACAGCUGAGGACACAAGCCCACAGAUCAUGGGUAUAGACUCCUUGUUGAAUGCUCCUCUACAUUCUUCUCAACAAAGAAUAAUGAUCCACUUUGACAGUGGCGGUGGCAUUGGGGAGAAUACAGUCGUGUUUUCCACAGAGGACGCCGACAUGGACAUGACUCGCAGUCACACCAUAAACAUCAACAGUGAUGCAGAUCUGCUUGGAGAUCCAGACCACCAAAACUACGAUCUGUUACUCUCAGGAGGGGGGAACGUAGCUGAUGUUUUCACAGAAGUGCCUCCCAAUCAUUUUGUACAAGCAACAAAUCAGGCAUCAGCAUUACUGCUUGAUAAACAAACGGAUUCAAGUCUGGAAACGAGAGCCGUUUCCUCAGCGGCUCCUAUUUUGGAUCCUGGCUUUAAAGACUUUCUCUCAAGCCUCUCCAAAGUGAGUCCCUCCAGCACAGGGAUGACACCUUUAACCUCUGACGACAUAAAAUCAUCCCUGGCUGCAGAUGUUGACAAAGAAAAUCAGAUGCCAAAAUCUCUGAGCAGCAGCAGGAAUAUUGGAGAAUCCUUUAAUGGAAGUGGUUUCCGUCGAGACGAUUAUGUGAGCAUGGAAGCCCAGACCGGCCGUAUUCUGGGCGCCGACGACGACGAUCCUUUUCAGUGUCUCUUUCCAACUCAAGAGAUGUACGAAAAGUCAGAAAGAGAGUCACAAGCCAGAGAAACCAAACAGCAACAGAGCUGUGAAAGCUUGGAGUCGAACGACCAAAAAGCCAGUAAAUCUUCUAUAAAUCUUUCCGUACACACUCCUCUUGAAAGCCAUAAGGUUUGGUCCAGUUUAAAAAACGACUUCAGAGAGAAAACGGUUGUGUUCACUGCAGAUGAGUUUAUGGACAUCACUCAGAAUCUCACAGGAAGCAUCGCCAGCGCCGACCGCUCCCCGCAGCAGCACAAAAUCCCAACGAAUGACGUCGACCAAGAGAACUACCCACUGAGUACAAACAGGAGUGGUGUUGACCCGGCAGCUCCUGUUAAACCUGGAGGGGAUUUCAGCAUGGACAUGACUGAAGUUCAAAGAUCAGAUGAUGUUUUUCAGUUUCUCAUUCCUUCAGAAGAAAUGCAGCCUCUCUGUAAAAGUCAGAAAAAGGAAAUCUUCAAAUUUGGACAGCAGAACAUUGAUGGACCACAGUCAUCUGAUCAUAAAGGUUUAAAAACCUCCUCAAAGCUGAACAUGGAGCCACAAAGGCAUCAGUUGAUGGAUAAAGUUGCAGCUCCAGAUGACUACAGAGAAAAAACGUUGCGGUUUUCUGCUGGUGACGACUGUUUGGACGAGAGUCACACCGUACAGAUCUCCACUAAUAUCAAACCGAAUCCGCUCCAAAACGUCAACAUGGCGCCCUCAUGCGAGGAGAAAUCCAUCAAAUUCUAUGCAGACGACGUCACAAUGGAUGUGACUCAGUGCCUCACCACGAAGAUAACCACUGAUUUAGCAUCAGGCAAAUUUUCAUCCUUACUCAGUUUAUCAACGCCAAACAAUUGCGAAGCUGAUUCAACAACGAUGGCUGCUACUUCAGGGCCAUCUGAUGGAUUUACAGUUUAUCUGGAAGAUAACAUGGACAUGACUGAAGCUCAGACGGGAUGCAUUUUGGAAGCUGAAGUGAGCGAAGAAAUGCUACAUAAACACGAGUCCCUUCAGACUGUUUUACCCACUAAAGUUACACAUCGUCAAAGUGUUCAUGGGGAGACGGAGAUAAACUUACAUCAACAGCAUAAAGAAGGAUUUGGAGCAUCAGGUUAUACAGAAACAUCAACAAAGACCUCUUUAAAGACAAUAAAACAAAGAAACCAGGUUGAGUUUGAGUCUACAAAUGACUACAGAAAGAAAACCAUGAGAUUUGACAUGGCUGAUGUCUGCAUGGAUGUGACUCAAUGCAACACAGUGGACAUUAGCAGUGAUUUGCCACUUCCAAACCAGGUUUUGACUGCAAAUGGAGAGAAAACCGUAAGAUUCGGGGCAAAUGAUGCAGAAAUGGAUGUGACCAAAAGCCACACAGUAAAUAUUCUGAGGGAUUUACCUCUGCAGUCUUUCAUAAAUGUGGCCUUACCUGCAAAUGGAGAGAAAACGGUGAGGUUCAAUGCAAAUGAUGCAGCAAUGGAUAUAACGAGAAGUCACACGAUAGACAUUGCUCAUCAUUUAAAUGUGCUUGUACAUGAAGAAGAGGUUUUGUUACCUGCUGAAGGUGAGCGAACACAGAGGUUUGGUGCAAGUGAUGCAGAAAUGGAUGUGACCAGAUGCCACACUGUGAAUAUUAUGAGGGAUUUACCUUUGCAGUCUUUCCCAAAUCUGACCAUUCCUUCAAAUGAAGAGAAAACAUUGAGAUUCAGUGCAAAGGAUGCUGAAAUGGAUAUGACCAAAAGCCACACUGUAAAUAUUGAGAGGGAUUUCCCAAAUCUGACCAUUCCUUCAAAUGGAGAGAAAACUGAGUGUUUCAGUUCAAAUGAAGCAGCUAUGGAUGUGACGAAAAGUCACACUGUCAAGAUUUUCACCGAUUUAAAAAUGCUCUUAAACCAAAGCAAGAACUUGCUGCCUGCUGGUGGAGAGAAAACGGUGCAGUUCAAUGCAAAUGAUGCAGCCAUGGAUAUAACGAAAAGUCACACUGUGAACAUCGUACACGAUUUAGACCUGCUUCCACACCAAAGCGUGGACGCGUUACCCGCUGAUGGUGAGAGAACUGUAAGGUUCGGGGUAAUCGAUGAGGAAAUGGAUGAGACCAAAAGCUACACAGUAAAUAUUAGGAGGGAUUUGUCUCUGCGGUCUUUCCCAAAUUUGACCAUGCCUUCAAAUGGAGCGAAAACGGUGCAGUUCAAUGCAAAUGAUGCAGCCAUGGAUAUAACGAAAAGUCACACUGUGAACAUCGUACAUGAUUUAGACCUGCUUCCACACCAAAGCGUGGACGCGUUACACGCUGAUGGUGGGAGAACUGUAAGGUUCGGGGUAAUUGAUGAAGAAAUGGAAUCAACAAAAAGUCUGAUGGGGAAGGUUCUUGUAAAUUCAAAUGUGUUGUCAGACCAAAUUGUCAGCCUGCUGCCUGCUAAUGAAAAGAAUCUGGCUUGGCUGGCAGCAAAUGAUGUUACUAUGGAUAUUACCCGAAGCCACACUGUAAGCAUUGUCACGGAUUUCAACCAAGCCCCGAGCCAGAAUACAGACUCUUCUCCCACCGGCACAGAGUGGAUAAGCAACACCUUUGUGGAUGAGACAGAAAGUGACACAAAAAGCAUUUUGAAGAAUUAUAAACGAGGGUCACGUCACGUCAAAUUGUUGCCGAAAUCUGGAGAGAAAACCACAAAAUUCACAACAAGUAAUGCAACUAUGGAUAUGACUCACUGCCUUAGUGCAAACAUCGUCAGUAACUCCCUAUUACACCCUGUUAUGUCAGAUCAAAACUCUGAGAACAUGAACGAUACUCUCGCUAAGAAGGAAACGGACAGUGGGAACCGUGGUCUGGAUUCAAAUCCACCUUCAUCAACACAAUCUGAACUGUUUCAGACGAGCUGUGCCCAGGGCGAGGCUAACAGAAACACAUCAUCCUGUCCAGACUCAAGUUAUUCCCAAUGUGGAACAAAGGAGCCCGACACUGAUCCUGAAAAUGAAUCCUCAAGGUUGGGCUCAGAUGUGGGCAAGCCGAUAAAUAAAACCAACACUGAGGAAAUCUGCGUGGAUCAGACUGAACCCUUGGCGUCAUCUACAGAUGAUCCACCUCAAGGUGUUUCUUCCAAACAAAACCCUCAUUCAAAAAGUUUCAAGGAAUCUGUGUCUGAUGAAUAUCGACCUGAAGCAGAAACGCAGACCGUAUCACAGAAGAUGGAAAGCUCACCCAGUAAUGCAGAUCAAAAUGCCAAUGUUCUGUCUUCGCGGAUGUCCAGACGAAAGAGUUUAGCCGAUCUCCAGUCUAAAGUGAAACGCUUGAGCCAGUUGAUAAAUGCGGCUCCCGAUCCUGCUGCCAUGGAAACCUGCACACCUUUGUUGCUUCAUCUGGAUCCCAAUGCGGAAAAAAAUACCAAUGAUGCAGAAGCAGAACAACUCUCUGUAGCAAGCAGCUCAACUCCUUUCAGCUUAAAGACAAAACAGCUCAUGUCAAAGCUGUCAGUUGGAGGCUUUAAACCAAAACUCCCUAAAAGAAACACAGCGGGUGAGUUGAAUAAAUCUGCUGUUAAAGAACCUACAAAGACAUUCACUGUCAGCUUUCCCAAUCAGCUGAGCCAAUUUGACAAAAUCACUGAUAUUCACGGUGAAGAACUGGUUGACUGCGAAGAUUUUUCUGAAACGAUUGACACCAUGACACCUGAGAAGUUCUCUAAGAAAGACAACUCGUCCAAUCAGUUCUCCACGUUCCAGCCUUUGGAGGAAGAUUUUGCUUAUAUGGACGACUUCACGUCCAGCAGCCCGAGACAAAAGAGGUCUCUGCCGGACAAUGAAGAUGAGACAGAGGAGGAUGAGAAGAGAAAGAAGCUAUGCCCAGAGUUCUCUGAAACGGCAUCUCAGUCUGAUGUUGACUAUGAAAGCAACAUGGCCGCUGCUUGUGCGCAGACCAUCGACUCCCCCAGCAACACAAUUAGCAGAUGUGAAAUUGCAUCAGAGUCUACUUUCAAACACAGCCUGUUUGAAUCCCAGCUUGGAGACUAUGGCAAUGAUGGACAAAAGAAACUCGAAGAUGGCACAAUUACAGUUUUGGAGUUCUUCAAUCUCUUCAGCAUAGAUUUUGUCAUCCAUAAUCCUCGCCAAAGCGUCCUUCCUGGCACACUUCUGGACAACUCUGAUGCAACGGCACUGAAUUUAUUAAAAGAUAAACACAUAAGCCGCCCUAAACAAUCAGUUUAUGAGGCAGAUGUCAAGACCCUCACAGAAAAAGUGGAAGGGCUCAAGUAUCGUAUGCAAGAUUUAAGAAAACCUCUUAAGACUGUAAAUAGAUCUUUGUGGGAGGAAGUGAAUCACUUCACAGAGAAAGAGCUCAAAUCUUUCGGUGCUAAGCUAAAGGAGAGAAACAACUUGUUCAGAAAAAACAGCAAAGUUCAGAGUCAUGAAAUGAAGGAGGAGCUCUACGCAAACCUUGUUCGAGUUAAUCUGGAGGAACAACAAAAACUGAGGGGAACAAUCAGUCAGGCAGAUGAGAUGAUUCAAACUCUGGACGGCUGCAUCAGCGAUUUAGAAGCAGAACUGGAUGCAGUUGUGGAAAAAGGCUCAGAAGAUAAACUUAGUUUAAAAUCACUACAGGAAGAAAUGUCAAAGGUCACUGAGACUUUGGCUGACCAUGAAAGACAAACAUCUGAACUGGAUUUGGAGAAAAAGAAGAAUUCAUGUGAGCUAACGAAGCUGAAAGCUGAAAAGAGGAAGCUGGAAAACGACAUCGACACGCUGAACAUGCUGAAUGAAUGGAGGCUUGAAGAGAAAGACGACAAGAAAGACAACUGUUCAGUUUUCACAUUCCUCCAUAAGACCAUGUUCCUGCGCCUGGUGUAUGAAAAGACCAAUGGAAACGAUGCUGACAGCAAAUCUGAGAGGAAAAUAACAAACAUCAACUUCAAGUUUAAUCUCAGUGAUGAGAAGUCGCAGUGUCACGCUCGUCUAGUUCAUAAACUAGUCUCCCAGUUCAUUGAGGGAGAGUCUGGCUGGGUGGAGAAAUAUCCCACCAGUGGGCACGUCCCAAAGCUUCUCCAUGACGUCAGCUUGGUGGUAAGCCGCUGCCGCCUGGUUGGAGAGGAGCUGCGGCUCCUGAAGAUGUGGGGAAGUCUUCGCUUUGAUAUCCUCCACAUCAGCUGCUCCCAGACCCAAAUCCACAUUGUCUUCAGCAGUCUGAAAAAGCUUUCCAAGUUUGACGUCGUCUUCGGUAUCAGGUUGACUGACCAGAUCUGCGUCUUCCAUGUGCAAAGCUUUAAAAACCUGAUCGGAAACACAACGAUCCAACAGAUUGAGGAAGUUGUGGCUUCGCUCAGUCCAGGAAGGAACCUGUUUACGAGGAUCAUCAGGAAACUUCAUGAAACUCUUCUUUCUUAAUAUCAAAACGUCUCAGAUGGCAUUUAAAUCCCAGGUCUUUGUAAUCAAACGUUGUAAAUAUUGACAUGAAUGACAUAAUACUUUUGGCUGAAUUUUUAAAAUAAAAUAAAGCAAAU